GCACUGUUUACCACUAAUCGUUUGUUUAUGUUUUUAUUUUCCUCAAAAUGACAGAUGAUCCAAAUAAACCAUCAACUUCUGCCGCCGCCUCAGCCAAGGCCAACGCAGACGAUAGUCCUUUAUUUCCACCUGCCAAGCCGGGCAAGCGUGUGAACUAUGGAACAAACGACACAUUAGAGCUUCUCGAGCGCAUACCCAGCGAAUUGGUGGAUCUCAAACUGGACGAUGUCCUUACCGCCGUUAAAGAGGUGGACAAUCUCUGUGAUUAUGCGCGUUGUAAGACCAAGACCAGUCUAAUGGGCCAGGACUGUCAGCAUUGCAAAAAAAGGUUUUGUUUUAAGCACGGGUUGCCGGAAGUUCAUGGUUGCGGCGAGGAGGUGAAACGAGAUGAACGGAAGAAUUUUCUGCAUCCCAAGCCACUGAAAACUGUGCGCCAUGAAAAGGAAAUGGAGAAUGCCAAGAAACGUCUGGAUGCCAAGCUCAAGGAUAUGCAAAUGGGACGUACACAAAAAGCAAGCGGUACAGGCAAAAAAAAGAAGGGCAAAUAAAAAUAAAGAAUAAAUUCUAGUUCUAGUGUUAAACAAAACACAGCUGAUCGAAUGCAAUGUGAACAGCUGAUUCUGGCGUAUUGAUACACAAUAUUAAGAUGUUGAUUAAACGUUUCAAUUUAUUAAAUUUAAA
Messenger RNA from Drosophila willistoni, 681 nucleotides. RefSeq names its product DNA-binding protein SMUBP-2. The transcript is spliced from 2 exons. NCBI's taxonomy places the organism in Eukaryota, Metazoa, Arthropoda, Insecta, Diptera, Drosophilidae. The coding region runs from base 48 to 548 and encodes 166 amino acids. Gene Ontology annotation, molecular function: zinc ion binding. The record is from RefSeq and is a predicted model, not a curated record.